Acanthosepion pharaonis is the source of this 2592-nucleotide messenger RNA. NCBI's taxonomy places the organism in Eukaryota, Metazoa, Mollusca, Cephalopoda, Sepiida, Sepiidae. The record is from the annotation of a GenBank genome assembly.
AUGUGCUUUAUUUCGGGGUUGAUCUAUCUAUCUAUCUAUCUAUCUAUCUAUCUAUCUAUCUAUCUAUCUAUUACAAUGUGCUUUAUUUCGGGGUUGAUCUAUCUAUCUAUCUAUCUAUCUAUCUAUCUAUCUAUCUAUCUAUCUAUUCUUUGUCUUGCAAACAAGCAGAGACAUGCAGCCAGUUGCAUUCGAGCGGGACCAGAUUGUGGAUGGUGUGAGGAUAAGGUUUAUAAAAUGGAAAGUGCUCUCCAGUCCAGAUGUGACAUUGUUAGCAUUCUGAAGAAUAAAAACUGUCAGAAAAUCUCCCAUCCAAAACACAAGUUUAAAUUAAUUAAAGAUGAUAAGCUAAAGGCUGAUGAUAAUCUUGGUGCUGGAAUCCAACUUCGUCCACAGGAAGUCAAUAUAAAAUUAAGACCAAAAAGUCCAUAUACAUUCCAAAUAGAAUACCAGGAAGCCAAAGAUUAUCCAAUGGAUCUUUAUGUACUAAUGGAUCUUUCUUAUUCCAUGGGUCCAAGCAGGGAUACGUUAUCUAAUCUUGGACUUGAAUUAGCUGAGCAGUUAAAGAAAAUCACCAAAAAUUAUCUCAUUGGUUUUGGAUCAUUUGUUAUCACCUCUACUAAUCAAACCAUGUGUGAACAUUGUUCCGCAAGUUACAAUUAUCGACAUGCAAUGAAUCUUGCACGCAAUGGUACACAGUUCAAACACAUGGUGGCUGAAGCCAAAUUGUCUGGCAGUAAUGAGGAACCUGAAGCUGGAUUUGAUGCUCUUAUGCAAAGUAUUGUCUGUGAAGACAUUGGUUGGAGAAAGAAUUCCAGGAAAUUAGUCCUUUAUGUAGCUGGGGCAUCAUUUCACAAAGCUGGAGAAGGAAAGCUAUUAGGAAUUGUGAAACCGAACGAUGGUAAAUGUCAUUUAAAUAAGAGAGGAGAAUACAGUAAAAGUUUGGAUUUGGAUUAUCCAUCAAUUGGUCAAAUACAAUCAAAGAUUAAAGAUCGAAAGAUCCAUGUAAUAUUUGCAGUUAAUGAAAGUUAUCUGACAACCUAUGAGAAUCUUGCUGCUUUCUUUAUUGGAUCAUCUGCUACAGCGCUCAAAAACAACUCGGCCAAUAUCCUUCAAGUUAUUCAAUCAAAUUAUGAUGCAAUCUCUCAUAAAGUUGAACUCAAAACUGAACACAGUGAGAAUAUUACAGUAAAAUUUGAAAGUCAAUGUUAUGGAAAUGAUAUGACGGAAACAAAUGUUUGUGAUAAACUCAUCCCAAAUAAAAAGGUGGUUUUUAAUGUUACUAUUCAAAUUGAUGAAUGUCCCACGAAGGCUUCUAACUGGAAAAGAACCCUGGAUAUAUAUCCUGUCGGUCUGGAUAUGAAAGUUAGUGUCCACAUCGAUAUGAUCUGCGAAUGUGAGUGUAAAGAAGAUGCAGAUAUGUCCGUGAAAAGUUUAGCGUGUAACGACAAAGGUGUAUACGCCUGCGGUAUUUGUUUAUGUGACGAGGGUUAUGUUGGCAGAAAAUGUGAGUGUAGUAAAAUAGGAAGCAAUUCAACAACUGCCCUCGACAAACAAUGCAUGGAGCCAGGUACAACCGCGAUUUGCUCUGAUGUUGGUCAAUGCGAGUGUGGGGUCUGCAAAUGUGAUAAUAUCCAAUCGAAUCGAGACCGCUUUUAUUCCGGACAAUAUUGCCAGUGUAAUGAUUAUUCCUGUGACAUUAUUAAUGGUCAACUUUGCGGCGGUGAGAAUCAAGGUACAUGUGACUGUGGCAAAUGUGCUUGUAAAGAGGGAUAUGAAGGCAUUAAUUGUAACUGUCCGAUCAGUAAUGCAACUUGUAUUGCAUCAAACGGUGAGCUGUGUAAUAACAAAGGAACAUGCAAAUGUGGUGUCUGUAUUUGUAAUGUGCAACCUUACCGUGGGCCGAAAUGUGAAGAUUGCCCAACCUGUCCAGGAAUGUGUUCCAAAACGAAACAUUGUGUUCAAUGCAAAGUGUUUAAAAGAGGAAAUUACACACAAGACGACUGCAUCCACAAAUGUCCAUAUGAAAUUAAAAUUGUAGACAAACUCGGAGAAGGUUAUGACUGGAAGAAGUGCCAGUUUGUCGAUGAAGACAAGUGCACAUUUGUAUAUCAGUACAGGUAUUCAGGAAGCAAGGUUCUUAUUGAAGCAGAGAAAGAGACAACAUGUCCGCUCCCCAAUUACGUCCUCCCCGUUGCUGUAGUUGUCGGCAUUAUUCUCAUUGGUUUGAUCGCUUUAUUGAUUUAUAAAUGCGUCACUGAAAUCUACGAUAGGCGCGAAUAUGCUCGAUUUAUGAACUCCAAUAAGGAAGCCAGAUGGGACAGGCAUUCCAAUCCCCUGUACGUUGACCCACACUCAACAUACCAAAAUCCCUUGUACUCUGGCAAAGGAAAAAUUUCUUUCGUCCACUUAUUAUACCUACAUACUACAAGACGCAUACGUGGACAAUCGUUCUUUACUAUUAUAUCUAUCUAUCUAUCUAUCUAUCUAUCUAUCUAUCUAUCUAUCUAUCUAUCUAGUAAACAAAUAAAAUAUUCAAAUUUUAUCUUCCCAAUUCAAAGUUUUGCAGAUGUUUUUUGCUCACCAGAGGAAUGA